AGGUAAUUGCGCUACAAUUUUGCAGCUGGCUGUAAUAUAAAUUUCCUUUUCUGUGUACGUGAUACUCAAAUUUUUCUGACCAUGACUUACACUGGUAGCAAAGCACGCGCAAGCAACUAUCUUCUUUGCUCAGUACAGAACGGCUAGCCAGGCUAACCAUGACUGGAGGCGUCGUGCACUACAGCGGUCAACAAUACCUUCGAAAUCGUCUUGUUCUCUCAGUACUAAGCGGAAAACCUGUUAAAAUCGACAAAAUACGAUCCGAUGACCACAAUCCUGGAUUACGCGAUUUUGAAGUCAGUCUUCUAAGACUUCUGGAAAAAGUUACGAAUGGGACAGUGAUUGAAAUAUCAGUUACAGGUACCGCGCUUCUGCUCAAGCCAGGCAUCAUUUCGGGUGGUCCCGUUGUUCACGACUGUCCUCUGUCAAGAUCUGUUGGAUAUUUUCUAGAGCCAGUAAUACUGCUGGCACCCUUUGCGAAAAAAGCGUUGCAACUUACACUACGCGGUGUAACUACGGAUGACAAAGACCUCUCUGUGGACCUCAUACGUACUGUCACUCUCCCUCACCUCCAACUCUUCGGUAUCUCAGAUGGGGUAGAACUCAGGAUCAAGAAACGAGGAGCACCACCUGGCGGUGGGGGGGAAGUCCAAUUUCUUUGUCCGGUUGUGAAACAGGUCAAAACCCUCAACUUCAUAGACCCGGGGAGAAUCAAACGAAUACGAGGAAUAGCACACGCAGUACGGGUUAAUCCGCAAUUCUCGAAUAGGAUGAUCGAAGCCUCCAGAUCGCUUCUCAAUCGUUAUAUACCCGACAUUUACUUGUAUUCUGACGUGUACAAGGGUGAUGACAGUGGAAAGUCUCCGGGUUAUGCGCUGAGUCUCGUUGCCGAAAGCACUACAUCAGCGUUAUACUCCGCCGAAUCGAUAUCACAACCGGGGGUUGCACCUGAAGACAUCGCUUUACAGGGCACCCGUGCUCUUCUGGACGAGAUUCAAAAGGGUGGAUGUGUCGAUCAAAAACAUCAAUCGCUCGUCCUCAUCAUGAUGGUUUUGGGAAGCGAAGAUGUUGGUAGAUGUCGUAUGAGCGUGCCUACAGCGAGAAGUAUCCAGCUACUCAGAGACAUUCAGGAUUUCUUUGGGACCUCGUUCAAAAUUGUACCGGUGGAUGCUUCUGAUUCACAGUUAAUGUAUUCCUGUUACGGUACUGGCUAUGUCAAUGCCAAUAGAACCCUUGCAUAGUCAUGCGGAAAGAUUCAACGAGGUAUAUAUUGAUACCGCUGUAACUAAUCGCCCAUCAUUAUUGUCAAGUCUUUCUUAAUACCUGUUAUAACGCCAGCCGGUCUCCUUUUUCACAGGACCGCCCUCUAGGAACAAUCGGGAUGAAUGUGAGACGACCAAGCAAUUCGAAUCAACUUCAAUUUACGCGUGCCAGCGAUAUUUCAUGUACGCGAAACUGACGACCACGCCGGUGACCAGUCCGACGGUCCAUGGAACGAUGGAUGAAGGUGUGGCACUGUGUGUGGACGAUACAGUUGAUGGCAUCGACGUAGGCUUUCCACCAAGGGCUUCUAUCGUAGGAACGCGAUCUUUCUCCCAUCCUUCAUCGAGAAGAUUUUGUAUCAUUGAGUCAUUCAGCUGCGUGAAGUCAACCAUCUCCCAUGAGUUGCAAAGUUUGGUCAUCCACUGCAUUCUCUUCCGACCAAUAACACCUCCAAUGCCGGGGGCGCGUUCCUUCAGUUGAGCCCUGAGCUGUCCAAUCUUCUUGAUCGCUUCUCCCUCGUAACCGGAUAGGCCAGCUUCCAACUUCUUCCUGAUCAAGUUGGACAACCUGGGGCCAUUGCCAUUGGUAGAAACUAUGACCUGCAGAGGACCGUCGCGUAUUUGAGAACCAAAAAAGAAGUCGCAAAGGUCUGGGAUAUCGGCGGCGUUGACAGGGAUUUUGGCCUGUCGACAUAGCUCGACAAUGUCGCGCGAACGCUGAGGGUCAUCGACAGCUGUAAGAACCAGGUCGAUUUUGUGCAAUUCUGCGGGUCCGGUGAAACGACGAUCAUAGUAGGUUAUGCGUUCGGGGUAGUGUUCGACGAGAUCUUUAGUUCGCUGAUGAAGUCCUUUCUGGGGGCAGAGAACGAUCAUACGAGCGUCGGUUCCAAGGAUAGACUCUAUGCGCUGUGAAGCAACUUCUCCCCCACCAACGAUGAGAACCGUCUUGUUCUUUAGCUGCCACGCAAUCAUCAAUGAGCCCCCGCCAACACUGGCCGGAGGUACAAAAGUCUUGCGGUCUUUUCGGUCUGUUGGUGGCCCGUCUGUCAUAUUGCCUGAAGAGCUGCCUUGGAGAACGUUCUGUUGACGCAGAGGAGACCAAAACAGAGCUGAGAACAGGCCGCGUGCGCAAGUAGAGAACUCAAGUAGAGAGCAGACCUGACCAGACUGUCACUGAAUUCGAAGAGGCUAGCAGAUGGUAAAUUC
This is a messenger RNA of Marasmius oreades (fairy-ring Marasmius), 2468 nucleotides long. RefSeq lists its product as uncharacterized. The record is from RefSeq and is a predicted model, not a curated record. Gene Ontology annotation, cellular component: nucleolus. Gene Ontology annotation, molecular function: RNA endonuclease activity. Lineage: Eukaryota; Fungi; Basidiomycota; Agaricomycetes; Agaricales; Marasmiaceae. Bases 159 to 1241 code for a protein of 360 amino acids. Gene Ontology annotation, biological process: ribosome biogenesis; endonucleolytic cleavage of tricistronic rRNA transcript (SSU-rRNA, 5.8S rRNA, LSU-rRNA). The transcript has 8 exons.